This is a messenger RNA of Hippoglossus stenolepis (Pacific halibut), 9532 nucleotides long. RefSeq names its product CREB binding protein a (gene crebbpa). The record is from RefSeq and is a predicted model, not a curated record. Gene Ontology annotation, cellular component: transcription regulator complex; nucleus; histone acetyltransferase complex. The coding region runs from base 849 to 8234 and encodes 2461 amino acids. The transcript is spliced from 31 exons. Gene Ontology annotation, biological process: positive regulation of transcription by RNA polymerase II. NCBI's taxonomy places the organism in Eukaryota, Metazoa, Chordata, Actinopteri, Pleuronectiformes, Pleuronectidae. Gene Ontology annotation, molecular function: zinc ion binding; protein binding; chromatin DNA binding.
AAAAGAAAAAAAACUUUUUUGUAUCGAAGGAAUCAACAGCCGCCAUCUUGUCGUGGCUCGGAAUUAGGAUUUCUGUCCAACACUGGUUUUUACCUAGAAACCGAGCGUCCUUUCUGCGCUAUGAGAGCGUCCUUCACCGGAAAACGGAAUCUUAACGUCGCCUCGGAGACAUUUUGAGAGAAAAAACGGGAACUGGAUCGGUGGUCGUCGGGCAGAAAAGCUCCGUAUAUGUGAUUUCCCCGUCAGAGUGCGGCGAUUCAGCCCCUGUCGCCGUCCGGGAGCAGCAUUGUUUACCAGGACAAGCGGAGACCGGGUCGUGGCUUUCGAGGGGAUUUGCAAGAAGACGACAUUUUUAUGCAGUCGUGCAUUUUUGCGGAGCUUCGCGCGAUUUUUGCACGAAGAAAUUUGACGUCACGCAAAAUGGGCACUUUGAACCUCUAGAAAUUGCGACUUUCCCCCCGGAGCGCUGAAAUCCACCAGAUGUUAUCGCAUCGUCACUGUGAAGUCGGCUCUUUACAUGGGGGAUAUUUUAUUCUGCGGUAUAUAACGAUGAUAAUGUGGGUGUUGGGUGUUGGAUUAUCAUGGGGUGAAUGGCGUUGGCGAAGCGGGGCGCUAUUGCAUCUCUUUUGAAAGGCACUGACUCUCGCGGCGAGGAGUAGCUAACGCUAACAGUUAACUUAGCUGGUAGCGGGCAGUUAGCAAGCUACUUGCCAGUUAGUUAACGUUAGCAGGCUGCCAGCUUGCUAAUGUGCUAACUGGGGAGGUUCGUGUCGAUAGAACAACUUCCCUGUCACAAGGACAACACAACUAUAUCAGCUUUGAACCUGCGGCCGGACAAGCGAGCGACUAUGGCUGAAAACCUGCUGGACGUCGGACCUCCCAACUCCAAGCGGCCGAAGCUGAAUUCACCUGCCCUGUCAGCGUCUGAUGGACAAGAUCUGGGAUCACUAUCCUGGGAUGAUUUGGAGAAUGACCUACCAGAUGAAUUGAUCCCUAAUGGUGGAGAUCUAAACCUGAUGGGUGGGAUGCCUUCAAAUGGUGGAGCAGCACCUGGAGCUGGGCCAGGUGGCACCCCUGCAGGCCUUGGUGGCGGCCCUGUAGUCCCAGAUGCAGCUGCCAAGCACAAGCAGCUCUCAGAGCUCCUUCGAGCGGGUAGCACCUCCAGUAUCACUGCUGCAGGGCUGAACUCGGCUAGCCCUCAGCCAGGCGGAAUGGGGCCUCAGCUGGGUAAACCGCUGGGUAAGAGCCCCCUUGGCCAAGGCUCCCCCAACAACCACCCGUCCCCACAGGCCCAAAAAGCGGGAACACCAACUGGAAUAGCAGGACAGAACAACAACAAUACUACUGCAACAAUGGGCUUCAACCAGGCAAUGAUCAACAAUAGCCAGGGACAUGCCGGGCUGCUGUCCCAGGGAGGGCAGCCCCAACCUGGGCAGGUUAUGAACGGUAGUCUCGGACCUGGAGCUGGGAGAGGACGGGGAGCAGGAAUAGCAGGCCUGCAGUACCAGGGACAGACGAUGCAGGGAGCCUCGGCAGGAGCCGGAGGAGCAGCUAGUGCUUUGGCAGAGACACUCAGCCAGGGAGGGCAGCAGAUGGGAGCUCAUGCCACCCUUAAUGCAGCCCAACAAGCAGGCAACAUGAACAAGAUGGGCCUAGCAAGCAAUGGGGGUCCGUUUGGCACUCAGCCCUACAGUCAGGGUGCCACAGGGCCGGGCCAGAAGCUAAACCCUCAGCAGCAGCUCCAGAACAAGGCUGCUCUUGCCAACAGUCUGCCACCCUUCCCCAGCGAACUCAAAGGGGCUGCUGUCACAAGCGUGCCAAACAUGCUCCAACAGCAGCCUCCGCAGCAGGCCGCGAUGCUCCCCCUGGCUGGCAGCGGAGGUGUGGCAGUGCCUUCGGCAGUACCUACAGCUGACCCAGAGAAGCGCAAGCUUAUCCAGCAGCAGCUGGUCCUGCUGCUUCACGCACACAAGUGCCAGCGUCGGGAGCAGGCCAAUGGGGAGGUGAGGGCCUGUGCCCUGCCUCACUGCCGCACCAUGAAGAACGUCCUCAACCACAUGACCCACUGCCAGGCCGGCAAGUCCUGCCAGGUGGCUCAUUGUGCGUCGUCCAGACAGAUCAUCUCCCACUGGAAAAAUUGCACACGACACGAUUGUCCCGUCUGCUUGCCGCUGAAGAAUGCCAGCGACAAGCGCACCCAGCAGCCUAUGCUGAGCUCUCCCAACACAGGCCUCCAGAACGCCAUGUCUUCAGUUGGAGUGGGCCAGGCCAGUGCUCCCACCAUUAAUACCUCAACCCCAAUAGACCCCAGCUCCAUGCAGAGAGCCUACGCGGCACUUGGGCUGCCUUACAGCAGCCAGGCCACUGGGCAGGCCCCCGCCCAGCAGGCUGCGAGCCCAGGACAGUCAGCAGGGGCACAGAACGCACAGCAACAGCUUUCGCAGCAGAUGAGACCCAUCAAUGCACUUGGUAACCAGAUGGCUCUUGGAGGUGCGGCAAUGGGUGUGACCACUUCAGAACAGACAAACCUGCACUCAGACUCCCUUCCCAACUCACUCAACACUAACAAUCAGCUGCUGUCAGACGGGUCAGCUGUAGGAUCAAUGGGCAACCUACCCACAGCAUCACCUGUCCCUGCCACAGGCACCAGGAAAACCUGGCAUGAGCACGUCACUCAGGACCUGCGCAAUCACCUCGUACACAAACUAGUACAAGCCAUAUUCCCUACCCCUGACCCGGCAGCUUUAAAGGACAGACGAAUGGAGAACCUGGUAGCCUACGCCAGAAAGGUGGAGGGAGACAUGUACGAGUCAGCUAACAGCCGGGAUGAGUACUAUCACUUCCUGGCUGAGAAAAUCUAUAAAAUCCAAAAGGAAUUGGAGGAGAAGAGGCGAUCAAGGCUACAGAAGCAGAUCAUCAACCAGGCACCAAUGGCCGCUCAGGGGACGCAGCAGCCUGGCCUCGCCCAGCCCAAUGCAUUGGGCCCAAGGCCACAGAACGGACCUGUUCCUCUCCCGAACAUGCCAAAUCAGAUCAUGAAUCGCAUGCAGGUUUCCCAAGGACUGAACCAGUUCAACCACAUGACUCUGCCCAAUGCCCAGAUAUCCCAGGCACCCAUGGGAGCUAGAGCUGCUUCACCUAUGAACCAUCCACAGCAAAUGAACAUGAGCUCCGUCCCAGCGAUGGGCCUGUCUCCCUCCAGGAUGCCCCAGGCUCAGGGCAUGAUGGCCGGACAUGGUGGCGGCAACAUGGUGGGCCAGACGGCCAGCCAGGGACAGUUUCUGGCUCAGACCCAGUUUCCUCCAGGAUCUGCUGCAGUGGCUGCGACAGGCGCCAUGAACGUCACCGUGGGCCCUGGCAUGGGUCAGCCACAGGCACAGGCUGCUGUCACGCAGCAGCAGCAGCAGCAGCAGCAGAGUGCUAACCUCCCCAUGAAUGCACUUGGCCCCUCAGUGGGCCCUCAGCUAGCCUCCUCCCAAACCCCCUUGCACUCCACGCCCUCACCUGCUGCCUCCUCCGCCUCUACGGCUGGGGGGGCCACUAACCUGCCGCACCCCCAGCCCUCCAGCCGCAGCUCCACCCCCACCCUCCCUGGCCCUGCUCCAGCCCAGGGUGCCACCCCGCCCCGUCCCACCCAGCCCCAGCCCCAACCCCAGGCAGAGCUUCCCACAGCAGCACAGACGCAGCCCCCGCCUCAGCCCCCGCCUCAGCCCCCUACUACGCCGCUUUCUCAACCAGGAGCCAGUCUGGAUAACCGGGUGCCCACACCAGCCUCAGCCGCCAGCGCUGACCUGCACUCGAAGCAUGUCGGAGCAGACCUGCCUGUCCAGGAGAUCAAAGCAGAGACACACCACGACAAAAAGGUGUUUAAGGCCGCUGGCGGCAAAUCUGAGAGCAAGAUGGAGACAGAGGAGGACUCGGCUUCAAAGUUGAUACAGAAAGAGGAGCCAGAGGGGAAGCAGGAGCCGAUGGAGGUGGAGGAGAAAAAGCCGGAAAUAAAGACAGAACCCAAAGAAGAGGAAGAGGGUGGAGCCAACGGCACAGCCUCCUCCUCCCCCUCUCAGUCACGGAGGAAAAUCUUUAAGCCCGAGGAGUUGCGUCAGGCUCUGAUGCCAACUUUGGAGUCGCUCUACCGGCAGGACCCUGAGUCGCUGCCCUUCAGACAGCCAGUAGACCCCAUGCUUCUCGGUAUCCCGGACUACUUUGACAUUGUCAAAAACCCGAUAGAUCUUUCCACAAUAAAGCGUAAGCUCGACACGGGACAAUACCAAGAACCCUGGCAAUAUGUCGAUGAUGUCUGGCUGAUGUUCAACAACGCCUGGGUCUACAACCGCAAGACAUCCCGUGUUUACAAGUACUGCUCCAAACUGGCAGAGGUGUUUGAGUCAGAGAUCGACCCUGUCAUGCAGGGCCUGGGCUACUGCUGCGGGAGGAAGUAUGAGUUUUCUCCACAAACCCUCUGUUGCUAUGGCAAGCAACUCUGCACCAUACCUACUGGAGGAACAUACUACAGUUACCAGAACAGGUACCACUUCUGUGAGAAGUGCUUCAAUGAGAUCCAGGGGGAGAGUGUGACGUUAGGAGAUGAUCCUACACAGCCACAAACGAUGAUAUCAAAAGACCAGUUUGAACGGAAGAAGAAUGAUGUGCUCGACUCCGAACCGUUUGUUGAAUGUAAAGAUUGUGGACGUAAAAUGCACCAGAUUUGCGUCCUACACUACGACGUCAUUUGGCCGUCUGGAUUCAUUUGUGACAACUGUUUAAAGAAGAGUGGAAAAACACGGAAGGACAACAAGUUCUCUGCAAAACGGCUGCAGUCAACUAGAUUGGGAAUGUACAUAGAGGACCGUGUGAAUAAAUACUUGAAGAGACAAAACCACCCAGAGGCUGGAGAGGUGUUUGUACGAGUGGUGGCGAGCUCCGACAAAACAGUGGAGGUUAAACCAGGCAUGAAAACCAGAUUUGUGGACACGGGUGAAAUGCCUGAGACCUUUCCCUACAGAACCAAAGCACUUUUCGCCUUUGAGGAGAUUGACGGUGUGGACGUUUGCUUCUUUGGCAUGCACGUGCAGGAGUACGGCUCUGAGAGCCCAUUUCCCAACACUAGACGGGUCUACAUAUCAUACCUUGACAGUAUUCACUUCUUCAGACCUCGGCUUCUACGAACAGCAGUGUACCACGAGAUCCUCAUCGGCUAUCUAGAAUAUGUCAAGAAACUCGGGUACGCCCAGGGCCACAUCUGGGCAUGCCCUCCCAGUGAAGGAGAUGAUUACAUCUUCCACUGCCAUCCUCCUGAUCAGAAGAUCCCCAAGCCUAAGAGGCUACAGGAGUGGUACAGGAAGAUGCUUGACAAAGCCUUUGCAGAGAGGAUUCUUCAUGACUACAAGGACAUCUUCAAACAGGCGACUGAGGACCGACUGAUCAGCGCCAAUGAGCUGCCCUACUUCGAGGGUGACUUCUGGCCCAACGUGCUGGAGGAGAGCAUCAAGGAGCUGGAGCAGGAGGAGGAGGAGAGGAAGAAGGAGGAGAACACAGCUGCUUGUGAAACUCCUGAGGGUACGCCAGGUGACAGCAAAAAUGCUAAGAAGAAGAACAACAAAAAGACAAAUAAAAACAAGAGCAGUGUGAGCCGAGCCAAUAAGAAGAAGCCUGGGAUGCCGAAUGUAGCAAAUGAUUUGUCCCAGAAGUUGUACGCCUCCAUGGAGAAGCACAAAGAGGUGUUCUUUGUCAUUCACUUCCACUCUGGUCCCUUGGUCAACACCUUGCCGCCCAUCGUUGACCCCGACCCUUCGCUCUCCUGCGACCUGAUGGACGGCCGUGAUGCCUUCCUGACUCUGGCCAGAGAUAAGCACUGGGAGUUCAGCUCCCUCAGGAGGUGCAAGUGGAGCACCAUGUGCAUGCUGGUUGAAUUGCACAACCAGGGACAGGAUCGUUUUGUCUACACUUGCAACGAGUGCAAGCACCAUGUGGAGACACGUUGGCACUGCACCGUGUGUGAGGACUUUGAUCUUUGCAUCAGUUGUUAUAACAUAAAGGGCCACGAGCACCAGAUGGUGAAGUGGGGCCUCGGCCUGGACGACGACAGCAACGGCCAGAGUGGAGAGGCCUCCAAGAGCCCGCAGGAGAGCCGACGCCUAAGUAUCCAACGCUGCAUCCAGUCCCUGGUCCAUGCUUGUCAGUGUCGCAAUGCCAACUGCUCCCUGCCAUCCUGCCAGAAGAUGAAGCGAGUGGUUCAACACACCAAGGGCUGCAAGCGCAAAACCAACGGUGGCUGCCCCGUUUGCAAGCAGCUUAUUGCUUUAUGCUGUUACCAUGCAAAGCACUGUCAGGAGAACAAGUGUCCUGUCCCGUUCUGCCUGAACAUCAAGCACAAGCUUCGCCAGCAGCAGCUGCAGCACAGGCUCCAGCAGGCCCAGCUGAUGAGGAGGAGAAUGGCCACCAUGCAGGGAAGAACCAUGCCGCUGCCAUCCCCUCCGGCCUCAGCUGCCCCCAGUACCCCCACUUCCCAUGGCCAGCCUAACACUCCCCAGACACCCCAGCAGCCACUCUCCAAUCAGCCGCAGACGCCCAACUCAUCAGGUGUCAUGGCCCCUUCUUUUUCCAAUGCACCUCGUAAUGGCCAGCCUCAAGCACCAGUAUCCCAGGGCAAGCCUGGGCCCCAGGCCUCCCCUCUACACCAGCAGCAGUCUCCUCUCCCCCAGCCGCCCCAGCCACCUCAGCAGAUGCAGCAGCAGCCUCCCCUUGCUGCAGUCAAGAUGGCGCGGCACAUCGAGAUGAUGGCACAGGCCCAGCAGAACCAGCAGAACUACCGGGUCAACAUGAACGGUUUGCCCAUGAACCCCCAGCAGCCACAGCAGCGCAUGACUGGACCAAUUCAGCCACCCAUGCAAAUGGUGCCUGGGCCCAGGGGACCGCAGGUGAUGCAAACCGGCAUGGCCCCAGGACAGUGGCCCGGAGCUGCAGGGCCCAUGCAGGCAGCUCAGACUCAACAACCAGGCCUCGUCCCUGGCCAGACGCCACAGCAGGCCAUGACCAUGCAGAGAGCCAUGAUGCUACCAGGGCAGCAGCCUCAGCAGGGUCAGAGGAUUCUGAUAACACAGCAGCCAGGUGCCCGGCCACAAACACCCCAGAGACCUGGUGCUAUCGCUCCCAAUGCCCUGCAGGACCUCCUACGCACCCUCAAGUCUCCCAGCUCACCGCAACAGCAGCAGCAAGUUCUCAACAUCCUCAAAUCAAACCCUCAGCUAAUGGCUGCUUUCAUCAAACAGCGAACAGCCAAGUACCAUGCCAACCAGCCACAGCAGCAGCAAGCAGGUCAGCAACAACAGCCCAGCAUGCCUGCAAUGCAGGCCAUGGCCAUGCCAGGAGGAGCAGUGCAGAGGCCGGGGAUACCCCCACAGCAGCCGCAGCAGCCUCCUGCGCAGGGCAUGGCAGCUUUAGGGGCUCAAGGACAGCUGUUGAACAACAACCCCCAGCUCCAGGAGCUCUACCGUCGGCAGCUCUUAAGACAACAACAACAGCAGCAGCAGCAACAGCAACAGCAGGGGGUGAUGCCUCAGGGCCACCCUGGCCAGUUCCCUGCACAAACGCAGGGUACAGCAGCUACAUAUUCCCAGAUCCGCAUGCAGCAGCAGCAGCAGCAAAUAGCCAUGCAGACAGGCCCAGGAGCAGCUGGGGGUCCCAUGGGCCAGCUCCCACCCUUGUCUCAGAUGGCCCAGCCAGGCAUGGGGAUGGACCCCAGCCAGAACUUGCUGCAUCAGCGAAUGCUCCAACAGCAGCAGCAGCAGCAGCUUCCCCAGCAGCAGCAGGCCGUCCUCAAGCAGCAGAUGGGCUCCCCCGCCCAGCCCAGCCCGAUGAGCCCCCAGACCCACUUGCUGGCUGGCCAGCCCCAGGGUGGAGCCCACCUUCCUGGUCAGCCCACACUAGCCAACACCCUCAGCAACCAGGUCCGUUCCCCUGCGCCCGUCCAGUCCCCCUGUCCGCCUUCGCAACAGCCGCCACAUUCCAGUCCAUCGCCGCAGAUCCAGCCCCAGCCCUCGCCACACUCGGGUUCCCCGCGCCCGGGACUCGGGGGCUCGCUGCAAUCCAUGGAGCAGGGACACUUGGGGACACCAGAACAGAGUGCCAUGCUGCCGCAGCUUAACACACCCAACAGAGCAGGGCUGAACAGUGACUUGGGGAUGGUGGGAGAUGCUACAGGGGACACUCUGGAGAAGUUUGUGGAGGGAUUGUAGCAUUUCUGCUGGGAACACAAUCUCACUCCCAGGACCCAUCCUCCCAAUGCUCUUCUUCCUCCUAGCUUCCCUUCGGACUCUUUAUGCUGUUCGCUUUGUUCUUUCUAUGGUUGAGAAUGGUUUUUUUGUACUGAGUAAAAAGUUGUUGUAAAAAGAAAAUUUGGUUGAGAAAAAUACAAAACUAAAAAAAGUCAACACUUCUGGGGAAUUGUUUCCUAAACCCAAGUGGAAGGGUGUUUCCUCCUUAAGAUGUUGAGGAAUUUGCAAGAUGCUUCUAAGAUAAAAUUUAAAUCACAAAGAAUAUAUUUUUUGGUUGAGACCAAAUGUGUUCAAUACUCAAUUUUAUUUUUGGUUUGUUUUUGGUAUGUUUCAUGCCUUUCUCAUUCUUCUUUCUUUUUUUAAGGAAAAUGUACAAUUUCAUUAUAUUAUUCAUAUCUUUUUAUUUUGUACCUUUGGAAAAAAACUUAAAGCAUAUUUGUGUUGAAACUGUAAAAUAAUUUGUCUGGGAAUUGGGCCAGGUUUUUGUUCUCAAACUGUCACUCCUGGCAAUGUAAUCUAGUGUUGUACCAUUACUCCAAGACGAUGCGUUCAGGGACAGGGACUGCUCCCUUCCUCUUUGUGUGUAUGAAGAGCACUCAGUUGUAUUAAAACUAGGAAAUGGAUUGCGCCAGGUUGUGUAUACAUGGGCAUGUAUGCAGGCACACAUGAAGACACUGACACAAACCCUCACAGUCACUAAGAGAAACACAGCUUUGACUGGUUUCACCUACAAAGAUGACAAAGGACUGCAAUCUACAUCUCAGUGGCCUGGAAUUUGAAAAAAAGAAGUGUCUGGCAGGUGUAGAAAAUUGUUGCUUUGACAUUAAAAAGAAUUUGUCAUACAUUUUUGUCAUACAAAUAUUGUAAAGUGUAACGAGUGUGAGAAAGAGACCAGCCCCCUAAGCUGAGGUGGAAUGAUCACCGGUUGUUCGUAGGCCACAUCUCCAAUCAUGCCCCUUCCUCUAAAUUGUACACUAAGUGGUGUGUUAUCUAGGGAUGAAGGACACGUUUGAGAUUCACCCUGGAAAAAUGUUAAAUGUUUUGUCAACCCUCAUUCCUCUCACAUGAAAACUUGAAUUAGGGGGAUUUACUUUUUCUUCUAUUGUAAAUCAAGUUAUUAAGCAAAAUACUAUAAAUAUAAGGAAGAGAGAAUGAAAUCACUGUAUAUACUGGUUAAAGACUCAUUUCUUACUUAUAUACCAUAUUGUUAAAUAAACUGUGUGCAGCAGAAGAACUCCAGGACUCUGUUGGCUAAAUAA